AUGUCACGCGCUUGGCAAGAACACCCAGCUAAAAUACAUCAAUCAACUGGCCAGCGCGUGGCGCAUCGCCCAUCUAUCAACGCUGGCAACUGGCCACCCAUUCCGUACCAACCCCAGCAAGUUGUACAAGCGUUGCACAACAGACGGAACAAUCGUGACCCUGCCACAUCAUCGAACGCCCAAGACGUAAUCCUCAACCAACCAGGGCUGGCGAUGUUUUCAAGCCAGCAAUUGGUUGAUCGCCUAUUCCAGUCAACUGGUCCAUCAUCGCAACCCGGAUCUCCCAAGCGCACGAAUGGAAUUGUUUGUCGUGGAGUCGGGGGGCAGACUAGCACACACCAACCGACUGAUGUACGGAAAGGCAAUAAACGGUGCCUCUAUCGUUCUUGCGCUUCGUGCUGUCAAACUUUCGGAGACAAAGCAGUGUCAUGUCCAGCCAAAGGACAUGUCAUCAAGCACAAUCAGCCCGCGCCGCAGAGCAGCACUAGUGCUACUCGAAACAUCCAUCCGGUCCUCGCGUGUUUAGAACAGGAAUCGUCAGGAGAAGAUACACCACUAGCACCGCCAGCUUCUUCCGCCCCGCUACCCACACACAAACGCCUUCCGAGGAUGAGCGCACAGAGUGGCGCGCGCAUUGCCAAAGAAAUGGACCAUGCUCAGCUAGCCCGGCUUUUUGACCUACGUAAGGAGCGCACCGAAGCAAUGAAACGCGAUCAAAGGCUAGACGUUGACGAGUCUAAAGUUGUAAAGAUCAUCGCAUGGCUAAAAAGCGGGGAACCACCCAAAAUGUUCUCUUUUAUCGCUUCCAAGUGGCCAAAGUUUACCCUUGAUCAAUGCCAGCACCUUGUGAAUGACGCCGCUGUCAUUGAAGGUCUUUCGGACGCCGAUGGUUGGUCUCAAGCCCUCUCACUUUGGGAUCCCUCGUUGGAUGGAUGGGUCCUUGUCAAAGGCUCACAAAUCACGGAAGAAAAUUGUCCCCGCUUCAAGUAUUACCUUGGUUCUACCUACGACACGGCCAUUGAAGCACCUCUGGCACCCGAAACAAGCUCUGGUCUUAAGAUAGGGCAGCCUAAUUCAUCCACGGCUGAAGACGAUGACAAUGAUGAAAUCAUUGUCAUCCGCGAGGUUCGACCUAUUCCAACCACUUCCCAACCCAAGCUCACCGCGCCAAACCAGGAGCCAACGGGCACAGGGCAUGAAUCUGAUGCGAGUGUGGAAGUCGUGAGCGUUGCGAAGAUGAAGUGGCCAGACGACGAUGGUCCCAUGAGCGAACUCAUGGACUGGUUUACAUUGAUGGCCACCAUGCCUCGACUACGGGCGUGGGACGAGGUAUUCAAGUCUCGAUUCAAUCGUGGUGACCGUACUGCUUAUCGGUACGCCCAAUGGCUCCACAUCAUUGGGGAGGUCAGGCUACAAGCCUGGGAGAAACAGCAGAUUGAGAUGUCAAAUCCGGUGACCGUGGCAGCUCUUCGCCAGCAAUUCCUUACAGAAUAUGUACAAGCCGGGUGCCCACCACCUGUUCCAAAACCAGAAAAUCCCAGUGUGCAGGGUGGUCAGAAGCGAAAGUUGGGAUGGGCCCCUCUUCCUCAUUACACCACAGAUAUAAUUCUCGCGACCUACACUAUGGAACACGUGAACCCCGUUGCUGAUAGUGGUGUUCCCCCGCCAAACACAUUGCAUGCUUUGUGCGGUUUUGACCAAUCACGCUUAUUUACACUCACACAAUCUUUGGAUACACAUCAAUUGGGACGGCGAGGGCUUCCAGUCUAUGUGCCUGACCACCCCUCGAUCCACAACAACGCGUCGGUCUUGGCGAUUUGUCCUGACCCAACCAAUCUUGAUAACGAUGUUGGCUGGCGAUUUGUCAGUCAAUCGGCCCAUGUUGCGAUCACACCAGAGUUUGUCCAUAGGUGGGACUUACGCUCAACCUACCAAGGCACUUUAUCGCGCGGGGACCUCAGUUCUCCACUGGGAGUGCGAAUUUUUGACCAUAAUCAAACUCCCCUACGUGAUUACCUCAACAUUGCUCAAAUGAACUUCCAUGUUGCGGUUUCCCUCGAUGGCUUUCUCAAAGAUCUCCAUGCCCGUGUUGAACCCGGAAACUUCACGGCCGAGGAGUGGGAAGCUAUAUCACUAUUGCGUGUUCAAGAAAACGUGGUUGUGCAUAUGCACAAAGCCUUUCCAUCACCUUAUGGCAGUGUCUUCAUUGCUGGGUUGCAGGGUGUAGGACCGGUCAUUACUGAGUCCGUGGUCCACGACGUCACCCGCGGAAAUUGGAUCCAUUCCAAUCAUGGGCCCGGGGCUUUCUGCUUCCUUGCAGAAUUACCGGACCUACCUGUUGCCCCACCUUUAAGUGCUACGGGUGCUGAAUCUUGGGCCACAAGCAUCACGGGUUGGGAGGUUUGGGUACCAACAGACGAGGACAGAGAGGGAUCUGUUGAAGAUAGUGUGGAAGGGUCGCUUUGA
Melampsora larici-populina 98AG31 is the source of this 2466-nucleotide messenger RNA. RefSeq lists its product as uncharacterized. The transcript has 14 exons. Bases 1 to 2466 code for a protein of 821 amino acids. NCBI's taxonomy places the organism in Eukaryota, Fungi, Basidiomycota, Pucciniomycetes, Pucciniales, Melampsoraceae. The record is from RefSeq and is a predicted model, not a curated record.